AUGAGUGAGGAAGCGACAUUUUUCAAACAGGCUGCUGAAGCUAUUGUUGCAACAUCUUUAAAUAUAUCUAAUGUGGAUCCGACGAUAAAAGAACUCUUAAAGAGAAUAAAGUAUAAUGAGAUUGACUUUGGGAAGAUUACACUUUCUGAGAGUCUCGGGAGAAAUGUGAUUACCCCGGAAAGCAUAUCUGCCCAGCACAUCAAUAAUUCAACCAACAAUAACAACAACAAUAAUAAUAAUAAUAAUAUUCAUAAUUUAGGCGAUUCCUUAGUUUCUUCAACGUAUGGAGAAUCUUUUGGUCAGUCUUUAGCAUCUUCUCCAAUCAAUACUGAAUCCAUAACUCUUAUUCCUAAUCGAACUUCAGAUGGAGAUUAUAAUAAAUUUGCUAAAGAAGAUCUUUUAUCGACUGAAUCGGUGUUUUCAUCAUUUAUGGAUUCUCAAAAUAAACAACAAUAUGAUAAACCACCAACUAUACAUACACAACAAAAAGUUUCAAAACCACGAACGAAGAAGAAAACACUGGAAAAACCUGACAAAAAAUACCCAUGUUCACAAUGUGAUUUGAUAUUUUUCAGAUCUUCAGAUUUACGUAGACACGAAAAGGCACAUUCAUUAGUAUUACCUCACAUCUGUUCAAAAUGUGGUAAAGGAUUUGCAAGGAAGGACGCUUUAAAGAGGCAUCAAGAUACAUUAACUUGUAGAAGAAAUAGAAAUAAAUUGAUAGAGAUAACAAAUGGGAAAGUUGAAGAGUUUUUAGAGAGAGCUAAAAAGGAAGGUAUUAGUCUAUAA
Messenger RNA from Maudiozyma barnettii, 789 nucleotides. RefSeq names its product Met31p (gene MET31). The transcript has a single exon. The record is from RefSeq and is a predicted model, not a curated record. Gene Ontology annotation, molecular function: RNA polymerase II cis-regulatory region sequence-specific DNA binding; DNA-binding transcription factor activity. Bases 1 to 789 code for a protein of 262 amino acids. NCBI's taxonomy places the organism in Eukaryota, Fungi, Ascomycota, Saccharomycetes, Saccharomycetales, Saccharomycetaceae. Gene Ontology annotation, biological process: regulation of transcription by RNA polymerase II.